UUGAUUUUUCAUCUUUUUACUCUUUUUACUCUGUGUAGUGAAAGUGAAAACUAUUCGUUUCCCAAGGACAUUUAAAAAGAAAAAGAAAUGUCCAAGAAAAGUCUCGAGCGUAGAUAAAAAUUAUCAAUUAUAGUAAGCGGGUGGGUGCGUGUGUCUGCUUGCCUGUCUGUCUUUACCCACUCUCGUGAGUGAAAAAGUAAAAACAAAAAUUAAAAAAAAAAAGAAAAAAAAAAAAACAAAAGCAAAAUAGAAAAUUUUAAUUGUAUUCGUAAUUAAACAAAAAAUGCAGCCUCCACCGCGUAAGGGUAACUAUGUGAAAUUCCUAAAAAAUUUACACACCGAACAAGUAGCCAAGCUGCAGUUGAAAAAUCAACAUGAAUGCGACUUACUCGAGGACAUAAGGCAAUUCACGAUCAAGCGAUCGGCCAUCGAGAAAUCGUAUAGCGAGGCAUUGCUGAAAAUCUCAUCGCAAUAUCUUAACAAGAAAAUCCCGAAUAUACCAGACAUUAAAAUGGAGGGAAUGGAGGAGAGAUGGAACAUGUGGAGUGUUUGGCGUACGGUCCUUGAGGAGAACGAGAAAUUAGCGCGGGCCCGUUUGGCCGCAAUCGAAGUUUUUCAACAACAAAUAGCCGAUGAGGCGAAGGUGUUGCGCGACUAUAAGGUGGCCAUAGCUAAGAAGGCCUUAUCGCAGAUUGUGAAUGUGCAAAAGGAAUUGCAUUUGAGUAUUGGCGACUUAGAUAAAGCGAAAAAGCAAUAUUUUGAUGAGGAACAUUGCGCCCAUGACGUGCGCGAUAAGGCUCGUGAUAUUGAGGAGAAGCUGAAAAAGAAAAAAGGCUCCUUUUUUCAGUCUAUAACGUCUUUACAAAAGAAUAGUGCACGUGUAACGUCCCGUAAAGAAUUGCUGGAGGAAAAGUCGACGGGUGCGCGCAACGAUUAUAUACUUAGCCUAGCGGCCGGUAAUGCGCAUCAGAAUCGUUAUUUCACUGUUGAUCUACAAACGACCAUGACUACGAUGGAGAAUUAUGUGUUUGAGAGAGUGGCCGAAUAUCUAACCCUAAUGGGGCGUACCGAACUGCUUACUUGCUCAGCUACCCAAAAUUCUUUUGGAAAGAUACGGGAUCAGGCCCAACAGUUAACGCGCGAGUAUAAUUUGCAGUGCUGUUAUCUAUUUUAUCCAGUGCUUAAGCAGCAUAUACAAUACGAAUUUGAGCCUUGCGACAAUGAUCCGGUCCGCAAAGUCACCACCGAACAUGAAUCUGCCGUGGAAACCUUAACAAAGGAAGCGAAAAAUUUAGCAGGACGUGUGGUCAAAGAGAAUUUGUCGGUAAGGGAGAAUGCUAAAAAGCUAGCAAUUUGUGUUUCACUCAGAGAUUCGGGUCAACGUUCGGAUCCCAACGAUCCUAACGGGCCUGAUUUAGAUACCAAAAUUGAAGAGUUUCGCGACAUGAUACGACGAUCAGAAACGGAAAAAGCUAAAGCGGAGGCUUGUCUGCAAUGCCUGCGUGAGGGCGGCAUAAAUGUGGAUGAAUGGGUUCAAGAAGCUGAAAUUAUUGGGGCUCAAGAGCUGACACGGUCUGCUAGUUCUAUAUCUAUGCGCACGGAUGCGUCAGGGCAAGGGGAAAAUCCCAGCUCCGAUUCAUUUUACGAUAGUGAUAAAGAAGAUGCCGGUAAUGCACCGAUUCAGGCUCCAGGUAAAUCUUCAGAGGAGACACAGCUGACGCGUGAUCGAACAUUUAGUGACAGUGAAGAAGAAGUCGAGGAACAAGUCCCGGAGCCAACAGCGGCAAUGCCAAUGAUGUCAGCAGCGACAACCGGUGGCUGGGAAGACCCUACCGAAGUUAAUUGGGGCGAAGAGGAGGAAGAAGAGAAAGAUGAGCAACCAAUUGCGCCGGAACCUAAAGAGGUCAUAUUCAAAUGUACCGCUUUGUAUAGUUACACUGCACAAAAUCCCGAUGAGUUAACGAUCGUGGAAAACGAACAAUUAGAGGUUAUUGGCGAAGGGGAUGGUGACGGUUGGUUGCGCGCCCGUAAUUAUCGUGGAGAGGAGGGUUAUGUGCCACACAAUUAUUUGGAUAUUGAACAGGAUGCCGUUGUCAAUGGCACAUCUGCCAAUCAAUUGCGUUCGCAAAUCUCAUUCUCGUCCGUCGAUUAUACCGUUGACAAUGAAGAUCAAACUGUGGACUCGAUGCAAUCGCCGGAUCAAGUUUCUGUAAUUAUGGCCCCACAAAAGAAGAAAUUGGAUGUGCUAUAUUGUAUUGCCUUGUAUGAUUAUGAUGCUACCGCUGAGGAUGAAUUGACCUUUGAGGAAGGUCAAAUAAUUAAGAUUGUAACUAAAACAGCUCACGGGGUAGAUGAUGGAUGGUGGGAGGGUGAAUUGGAUGGUAAAUUCGGUAACUUUCCGUCGCUAGUGGUAGAGGAGUGCGACGAAAACGGUGAACCUUUGUCCGAAGGCGUUGAAGCCUCACCGCCGCCUACUGCUGCGCCCAGUAUUGCAUUGCCACCAGCUCCGGCUCUACCACCCGAAUAUGCUCACGAAUUAACCGAAGAUAUGUUUGGAUCUCAAGACACCGCAGAUGACGACAGUGGCUACAUUCCGAACGGCUCUGCUCCUAGCAUGCCACCGCCAGUGCUGGUGCAAGAGCCAGGAGAUGAGCACGAUGCGGAAGAUGCUGGUAGCCAGCCGCCAACUAUGCGGGCACCGACGACCUUAAGUGUUACCUCUGUUGCCACGAGUAAGACUAAGGAUUCCUUGAAUUUAGGUAUGGCACAAAUAGUUGUUACCGCUGCAACCCCAUUGGUUGAAGACGGUUCAGGUAAAUCUUUCCCUCCGCUAGACGAAGAAAAGGAUUGCAAUGGUACUCAGGAGAAGGAAGCGGCCAUAGCGUCUGUAAAAACUGCCACAGUGAAGAAAAUGGCUGCUAGCGAGGACGAUGCGGACAAUUGCGAUAUGAAGAAAAUCGAUAAAUCGAUUGAUAAAGAAAUUGAAGGUAGGAAAGCCAUAGAGGCUUGUACUGUUACUGUAACCUUAACUUCGCCCUCGCCCUAUCCAGACGAUUCCCAAUCAUUAUCUGAUCAGGAUCUUGAUACCUCUGAUAUACCAAGUUUAAAAGAGGCUCAAGAUCCCUUCAAUGAGAAUGCGGCUGCAACCGCAGCAACUCUACCCGAUAACAAUGCGAAUGCGGAUGCCUUCGAAGCGAAUUUUGAAGUGAAUUUUGAAGAUGCGUUUGCUGGGGGUGCCACGGAGGAUUACGCGAACGGCAGUGAAAACAAAGAAGAAAAUGUUCAGGCACCGAAGCAGGUAGUAGGUGGCCGUGCCAGUAUACCUGAGGAAUUGGAUUCAAAUCAAUUGGCACGUUUGCAAAAUCUUAAAGAAUCAAAUGCCUAAAUCGUACAAUAUGUGCAAAGUUUAUUUUGUUACACUUCUCUAUAUACAUAAAUAUAAAUCAAUUGAAUGUGUACUUUAUUUAUGUAUUUGUGUCAAACAAACUCCCCACUGGAAUCUGCACAAUAACAGUAUAUAAGUGUAACAUUGUACCAAAUAAAUACACUUAUUAUUAAUAAUAUAACAUUAUAUAGUAGACAUACAUACAUAUAUACAUAUAUACAUAUAUACAUGCA
Molecule: messenger RNA, 3618 nt
Organism: Glossina fuscipes
Lineage: Eukaryota; Metazoa; Arthropoda; Insecta; Diptera; Glossinidae
Gene: nwk
Product: protein nervous wreck
Exons: 10
Coding region: 284-3385 (1033 amino acids)
Biological process (GO): regulation of actin filament polymerization; neuromuscular synaptic transmission
Cellular component (GO): neuromuscular junction; recycling endosome
Molecular function (GO): protein binding
Source: RefSeq, a predicted model, not a curated record